This is a messenger RNA of Jaminaea rosea, 1277 nucleotides long. RefSeq lists its product as hypothetical. The transcript has 3 exons. The coding region runs from base 144 to 1205 and encodes 353 amino acids. NCBI's taxonomy places the organism in Eukaryota, Fungi, Basidiomycota, Exobasidiomycetes, Microstromatales. Gene Ontology annotation, cellular component: cytosol; nucleus. The record is from RefSeq and is a predicted model, not a curated record.
AAUCCAAACUCCGCCCUUCCGUCCCUCUCCCCCUUUCCGCUCCGCGACGUGCACAUCUUCCCUCGGCCCUCUCUCUUCCCGUCCUUCUCCCUCCCUCCUCGUCUUAUCUGCCAUAUCCCCUCCACCCAUCCCUCUUCAUCGCGAUGUCAUCAGCGAACGAGCAGUCCACCUCCACCAACCCGGGGAAACGCACCGUCUCCAUCGCACUGCUGGUAGCGGACACACCGCCCGAGGACGUCGUCGCGGCAAAGGGGGAUUACCAUCGCAUCUACACUUCCUUCCUCACCCGCUCCCUCUCCACCAUCCGCCGACACAGAUGGCAAGAACGCAUCGAGCUCGACGUCCGCCCCUUCGACGUGGUUCACGCCCAGCACUACCCUACAGACGGCCAGCUGGCCGACGGGCUUUGGGACGCCAUCCUGAUAACGGGCUCGGCCACUUCCGUCUGUGAUGCUUCCUCGACUCCUUGGAUGGGGAAGCUACUCGACUUUGUACGUCAUGUAGCCGAGGAUCAUCCGCUGGUUCGUAUCCUAGGAGUCUGCUGGGGUCAUCAGGCCGUUGCGCGUGCCUUUGGCGGGGAGGUGGAGCAGAACGAGGCGGGAGGGUGGGAGUUGGGGGUGUACGAUUGUGAGCUUAAUGAGGAGGGGGAGGAGGUUUGGGGGUUCACUAAGUGGGAUUUGGAGGAGGAGAGGGGUAGUGCCGGUGGGGCGUUGAAGAUGGUUGAUGAGGAGCAGGAUGAGGGUGCGCCCAAGAAGCUGCGCAUCCAACAAGUGCACAAGGACCACGUAACCGCCCUGCCCGAGGACCUGAACGGGACUCCCUUCCUCAACCUCUGCUCCACCUCCGCGACGCCGAUCCAAUCCCUCUGCCUGCGCUACCCUACCGACUCACCCCCCAUGCCUUCGGUCGCUCAAACCUCCCAGUUCAUCGCCUUCGAUACAUUCACCCCUCCCACCUCCUCCGGUCCCUCGCCCCCGCGAGGAUGCCAGAUCCUGACGCUGCAGGGUCACCCGGAGUUUGAUAGGGAGAUCGUGGAACUCUUGAUCAAGGGAAAGGCGACGGCUAUGGGUGCUGUGCCGGCAGGGAUGGUAGAGGAGGCCCUGCAGCGCGCGGCGAGGGAGGAUGAUGCGAUGAAGAUUGGGAGGAGGAUUUGGGCUAUGCUUGGCGUGGAGGAGGGGAGGGAAGAGGGCGGGGAGUCGAUGUGAUGGCGUGCGACGACGUAAUAGAUGGCGAUGCAUUUACAUGGGAGGGCUGGUCAGGAUGGUCUCGCCGUCGUU